Messenger RNA from Nothoprocta perdicaria, 1095 nucleotides. RefSeq names its product stimulated by retinoic acid 8 (gene STRA8). The record is from RefSeq and is a predicted model, not a curated record. The transcript has 9 exons. Lineage: Eukaryota; Metazoa; Chordata; Aves; Tinamiformes; Tinamidae. Gene Ontology annotation, molecular function: protein dimerization activity. Gene Ontology annotation, biological process: meiotic cell cycle; cellular response to retinoic acid. The coding region runs from base 1 to 999 and encodes 332 amino acids.
AUGGUUUCCUACCRACCGGAGCCGCGCGUGGUGCGGCGGCGCCUGUCGCAGGCCCGGCACCGCGCCAAGCUGGCCGGGCUCUACAGCAGCCUGCGGGAGGCUGUGCUGACGCAGGCGGACGCCGCGGCCUCCAAGUGUCAGGUGUUGCAUAAGGCUAAGAGUUGUAUCCAGGAGCUGGAGCAAACCUUGGGYUUUUUGCUGAAGAUGAAAGGUACCUCCUUCAGCCUGGAGGAUGGGAGCCCGUCCACCUUGGAGGAGGUCCGGGAGGAGUACGUCAGGAAGCACUUCGGCAAUCACAGCACUGCCUCACCCUUAGAAACUGCGAGUGAGAGUGACUCUACAGUCUGGUUUUGGAGUGAAGAAUAUGAAAAAAACACAACCAAGGAUGAUGUGAACCUGGGGCUUAUCCAGUCCCCACCCACUUCAUCUCCUGAUUUGCUGGAAUUUGAACAGUACCUGUGCUUCUACAAGCACACAGUGGACCUGCUGAUAGAGCAUGGAGUAGUUUGCAUGGAAGAGGUGCCUCUUCCUGUAGUCUCCACAGCCAUUUCCCACCUCUGGCAGGAACUGUGUGAAGAAAGCAGAGAAUGCAUCUUGCAGUACUGUAGACAGAGAGCUUUCCUGCUGGAUCCCAAAGUGCCCUACCAGGAGCCUGCCUGUGCCGAAGGCAGCAUGAGGGACAGCCGAGGUAACAGUGARGAAGCCAGUGGUUCCCUGGUCUCCACGCAGGAGGAAGUAAUGUUUGAAGAUGCUUUUGAUGUUGCUUCUGGUUUCCUUGACAGAAAUGAGACUCAGGGAAUGUCUAGUCAGAGCUCAGCAUUUGGAAGCUGCACUUCCGAAAAUCCAGGGGAUCACCAUGGACUCUAUGUGCAGAUCAUUGGCUUCCUCAAAAACCUUUUCUUUGCUAAUACAGAGUUUUGCCAGGAAGAUUCUCUUCAGUUCGACUAUGAGACCGUGAUGCUGAGGUGCACUGAGACCUUUGAUGAUGAAGAUCUGUAGAUAGUGUCUGUUUGCUGCUGUUUUGCUGAGCAUUGCUGGGUACACCAGGUAUGCGAAGAGACUGCGCCUCUUUCAGCGGAGUGUCCCUCCAAGGGG